This is a messenger RNA of Hemicordylus capensis (graceful crag lizard), 953 nucleotides long. Its product is annotated as ral GTPase-activating protein subunit alpha-1-like. Bases 1 to 831 code for a protein of 276 amino acids. Gene Ontology annotation, biological process: regulation of small GTPase mediated signal transduction; activation of GTPase activity. The transcript is spliced from 9 exons. The record is from RefSeq and is a predicted model, not a curated record. Gene Ontology annotation, cellular component: cytoplasm. Lineage: Eukaryota; Metazoa; Chordata; Lepidosauria; Squamata; Cordylidae. Gene Ontology annotation, molecular function: GTPase activator activity.
AUGGCAGAGAAAUCUCUGCUAUUCCGAGGUGGCUUGGAUGUUACUAGAGGCCAGAAAGGAACAGAGUCUGUCUACACCAAUUUCCGGGGCAAGGAGAUCAUGUUCCAUGUCUCUACAAAGCUACCCUUCACAGAGGGAGAUGCCCAGCAGCUUCAGCAGAAGCGCCACAUUGGGAACGAUAUUGUGGCCAUUGUCUUCCAGGAUGAAAAUACUCCCUUUGUCCCUGACAUGAUUGCCUCCAAUUUCCUGCAUGCCUAUGUGGUAGUGCAGCUUCAUCACCAUGCCCUUGGGGAGACUCUCUACAAGUCCUUUGCCCUGCCUGGGAGAAACCCGUCGCGCAACCGGGGCAGCCGCUUCAAUGGGAGACGCAGUAGUGCCAUUGGCAUUGAGAACAUCCAAGAGGAGAAGAGUCAGAAAACCUACAGCAACGGCUUGAGUUCUGUGAAGUCCUUCCAACAAAAGCAGGUGCGAUUCCAGCAAGUUAUCCUUAAUCACGCUGAGAGCAAAGACGUUGCUGAAAGAAUACAGGAGGUACUGGAGAGUCCAGGACCCUUCUUUGACCUCAAGUCAGAUGGUUCCUCCAGUCCCAGUUCCCCAGAAUUCCUUAACAGGAAGUGCAAAAUCCCCUCCAGCCAGACAUCCGAAUAUUGUGUGAUGCAGCCCCUGUCCCACUCCUCAUCCAAUGUGAGGAGCUGUUGCAGAAGAGUGAGUGAAAAUGGAACGUCUGAGGAGGAGGAGAUUGAGGCGGUCCCCAGAAGCAGGACACGCUGGCUCAGAGUGCAUGGUUGGCCGAUAAUGUCUGUACACCCAGCAGUACCAGCUCACCAGUAACUCGUCUGCUCCCUUCCGGCAGCGGUGCAGGCUCCAUGGAGAAGGGGAAAGGUGGCAAAGUGGAUGCUCAGCGUUACAGCCCAGUAUGUUUCCGUUUUUUCCAUGACAUUCAGGAGGCAGGG